Linum tenue is the source of this 2956-nucleotide messenger RNA. Lineage: Eukaryota; Viridiplantae; Streptophyta; Magnoliopsida; Malpighiales; Linaceae. The record is from the annotation of a GenBank genome assembly.
AUUGGAUGUGAAGCUGGAGAUUUCAGCCGACUACCGACGAAAUGGACGUCACCCUCCUCCUCCGAGCAACAGUUAAGUCCUAUUAACACUCCGUCGCCAUUGUUAAAAUAAUCACCGAAUAUCUUCUUUUUUCUCUAUCUUUUUUAUUUUUUUUGGGUUGUUGACAGACACGGAAAUAAACGUUAACGACCUGGACCUUCUUCCCUCAGACCCUCACCUCCCCUUUCCAUCCUGUUAAUUAUAUCACUCUCACUCUCGCCUCUCCCACGCAUAUAGAAAAUCCCAUCCUCAACCUCUGAGAUCUAAUCUCACACCCACACUCUCCCUCGCUCUCUCUCACACAAUAGAGCGCCUGACCCAGAUCUCCUCUGGGCUGCUCUUUCUCUCCACGCGUUUUCUCGUUGCUGAUCCAUUCCUUAAUUCCCAGUGUUGCUGCAGGGUCUGCUAGAUAUAAGUUUACCCAGUUUAUUGGGAUGCUGAUUUGAACAUAAAAGCUUCAGACCUGUAAGAUCUGCAUUAUGAUCUGAGUGAUCUAACUAAUAGUCAACAGAGUCAGCUAGUUUGAAGAUCUCAAUAAGUAGGUAAAACAAUGAGAGGAAGACCGGAUGGUGCACAGAAGAAGCGUUUGAUAACGUCUGUCUGUGUUGUAGCUGUCUUCCUUGGAUUUAUAUACUUCUACUACGGAUCCGUAUUUGGUUCUCAAGGCCGUGGGGCAUCUGCUCUAGAAUAUGGAAGCAAAUCCUUGCGGAAACUGGGCUCGUCUUAUCUUGGCGGGGAUGAUGAGUCGGACAAAGAGGAUGGAACGAAAUUUGGCCUGGAAGAAGGAGAGGAUGAUAGUGUCCCGAAAAGCUUCCCGGUUUGUGAUGACCGGCAUUCAGAACUGAUUCCAUGCUUAGACAGAAAUCUUAUAUAUCAGAUGAGACUGAAGCUGGACUUGUCUGUAAUGGAGCAUUAUGAGCGUCAUUGCCCUCCUGCUGAAAGGAGGUUCAAUUGCUUGAUUCCUCCUCCACCAGGGUACAAGAUCCCCAUCAAGUGGCCAAAAAGUAGGGAUGAAGUGUGGAAAGCGAACAUUCCUCAUACCCAUCUUGCACAUGAAAAGUCUGAUCAGAACUGGAUGGUUGUAAAAGGUGAUAAGAUAGUAUUUCCUGGCGGAGGUACUCAUUUCCACUAUGGAGCUGACAAGUAUAUUGCUUCUAUUGCAAAUAUGUUAAACUUCUCCAAUAAUGUUCUGAAUAAUGAUGGAAAUGUAAGAACUGUUCUGGAUGUUGGCUGCGGAGUUGCCAGUUUUGGGGGUUACCUUUUAUCAUCCGAUAUGAUCACGAUGUCCUUGGCUCCAAAUGAUGUUCAUCAAAAUCAAAUACAGUUCGCCCUAGAGAGAGGUAUUCCUGCCUAUCUGGGUGUUCUUGGGACCAAGCGGCUCCCUUAUCCGAGCCGAUCUUUCGAGUUCUCCCAUUGUUCCCGUUGUAGAAUAGAUUGGCUUCAGAGGGAUGGUAUUCUUCUUCUUGAGCUCGAUCGGGUACUCAGACCAGGAGGUUAUUUUGCAUAUUCAUCACCUGAGGCGUACGCACAAGAUGAAGAAGAUCUAAGAAUAUGGAAAGAAAUGAGUGCCCUUGUCGAAAGAAUGUGCUGGAGAAUAGCUGCAAAGAGAAACCAAACGGUUAUUUGGCAGAAACCUCUAACAAAUGACUGUUACAUGCAAAGAGAACCUGGUACCCAACCUCCUCUCUGUCGUUCUGAUGAUGACCCUGAUGCAGUUUGGGGCGUGCAAAUGGAAGCUUGCAUUUCACCUUAUUCUGAGCACGACCACAGAGUUAAGGGCAGCGGACUAGCUCCUUGGCCAGCUAGAUUGACUAGCCCUCCGCCAAGACUUGCUGAUUUUGGAUAUUCGAAUGAUAUGUUUGAAAAGGACGUGGAACUCUGGAGGAAGAGGGUGGAUAACUACUUGAAUAUCUUGAGCCCAAAGAUCCAGUCAGAUACCAUAAGGAAUGUGAUGGACAUGAAAGCAAACUUGGGGUCUUUUGCUGCUGCACUUCUUAAGAACAAGGACGUAUGGGUUAUGAACGUUGUCCCAGAAGAUGGACCAAAUACAUUGAAGGUGGUAUAUGACAGGGGGCUGAUAGGCACUAUCCACAGCUGGUGCGAAGCCUUCUCGACAUAUCCUCGGACAUACGAUUUGCUUCAUGCUUGGACCGUGUUCUCUGACAUUGAGAAGAAGGGAUGCAGUGUGGAAGAUCUUCUGUUGGAGAUGGAUCGUGUGAUAAGGCCCAGUGGUUUCAUUAUCAUACGCGACAGGCAAUCGGUGAUUGAUUACGUGAAGAAGUAUAUGGUGGCGUUGCACUGGGAAGCAGUAGACUCCUCCAGCACUGAACAGGACCAGGAUGGUGAAGAGGUUGUCUUCAUCGUCCAAAAGAAGCUGUGGCUGACUAGUGAGAGCCUUAGAGACACAGAGUAGUAGGGGGAGGGGCAAGCCCCUUCUCAGUAACUCCAACACUUAAAAUAUUUUUCGAGCAGAAGGCUCCAGCGCAUGGGGUGGAAGUGAAGAAGUAAGUAAGAAGGCGAUAGUGCUGUGAGUAGCAAAGACAGGUUUUACAUUUUGUAGCAGGAAAUGAAGUUCCACCCACCAUAUCCCUCUUUUUAUGGUUUUUGUUCUUUUGGUCCUUGUAAUGAUUCUUCAAUUUGAUAGCAUGGAACUAUAAGUCGAUAGGGGCACUAUUCUUCAGAUUGGUCUUUUUUUGCUGUUUGCGUUAAUGAAAGCAAGAAUAGUUACUGGAAACCUUUAUUACUUGAAGUAGGCAUGACUCAUGAGUGAUGAUGAAGUUAGUACAGUAAUGAGUAAUGACCCAAAUGACGGUGUAGGGUUUUCUUACACUCUCGUUCGUCGCCAGCUCAUUCCCAUCUGGUGCUAGUGAAGGCUAAUAAUGGUCCCUUUGCAUUGCAGAUGUAUGUAGUUGUGUGG